Molecule: messenger RNA, 431 nt
Organism: Callorhinchus milii (elephant shark)
Lineage: Eukaryota; Metazoa; Chordata; Chondrichthyes; Chimaeriformes; Callorhinchidae
Product: 40S ribosomal protein S16-like
Exons: 2
Coding region: 1-330 (109 amino acids)
Biological process (GO): translation; maturation of SSU-rRNA from tricistronic rRNA transcript (SSU-rRNA, 5.8S rRNA, LSU-rRNA)
Cellular component (GO): cytosolic small ribosomal subunit; ribosome
Molecular function (GO): structural constituent of ribosome; RNA binding
Source: RefSeq, a predicted model, not a curated record
AUGCCGGCCAAAGGUCCACUUCAGUCAUUCCAGGUCUUUGGGAGUAAGAAAACAGCAACUGCUGUUGCCCACUCUAAAAGAGGGAUUGGCUUAUCAAAAACGUUGGAGCCAGUACUUCUGUUGGGCAAGGAAGGAAUUGCUGGAGUUGACAUCAGAGUUCCUGUGAAGGGUGGUGGUCAUGUGGCUCAAACUUAUGCCGUCCUUCAAUCCAUCUCCAAAACAUUAUUUGCUGAUUACCAGAAAUACGUAGAUGAAGCUUCGAAGAAGGAGAUCAAGGACAUCCUCAUUCAGUGUCACUGGAACCGGUUGAUUGCUGAUCCUUGUCGUUGAGGAGCAAAGAAAUUUGGUGGAACUGGUGCCCCUGACCGUUACCAGAAGUCUUACGGUUAAAUAUUAUUCAAUAAUAAUAAUAAAAAUAAUCCUUCCAAAAC